Messenger RNA from Cololabis saira (Pacific saury), 5708 nucleotides. It is a transcript of the gene prr36b, whose product is annotated as proline rich 36b. The record is from RefSeq and is a predicted model, not a curated record. Lineage: Eukaryota; Metazoa; Chordata; Actinopteri; Beloniformes; Belonidae. The transcript is spliced from 6 exons. Bases 369 to 5678 code for a protein of 1769 amino acids.
AUGUGUGUGUGUGUGUGCUGGAGCGUCUCCUCCUUUCUUCCUCGCAGGGAUCUCGCAUCACUUGUGAGUGAACCCGGCGCCUGAGACGCAGAAGUUUUGCAGCUGGUCCUCGGAUCAGCUCGACCCGCGACCCCCGCACCGCGACCCCGCCGCCGCCUCGCCUCUCCCCGGUGCCGGUGCCUCCUCCCCCGGAUCCCCGCCGCCCCGGCUCCGUGGACCGCCUGAGACUGACUGGGCGUAGCUGGACAGGACCUGUGACUGACUAAGCCUCACCGUCUCCAGAAAGCCUCGAGAGCUGUGGCCAUCCUGACAGAUCCAAGUCCAUCAGGCCUGCCUCGCAGAGACAGAACACUACCAUUCAAGGGGAGAUGAAGCCCGAUGGGGUUGCCACGGCAGCGCUGGAGCCAAUGGAAACUUUGGAAUCCAACCCAGUAAACGAAGCGGCGCCGCCCACAGAGCAGCAGCCAAACCAGGCUGCCGCUGCAGCGGCGGAGGAGGAGAUGCCACAGCAGCCUGUGGGAGAGACGGGUCAAGGGGAGCCGCAGGCCAACCCGGCCAAGGGGUCUCCGGCUGCCAAGACCGGCAGCAAGACCUCAGGAGACCCCAAAGCCAAGGCGACCAACAAAGGCCCGGCCAAGACGAAACCCAGCGCCACCAGCUCUCCCAAGACCCUCGCUGGCCCGCGGUCAAACACAAUCCAGAGCCGUAUCUCCAACGGCACGUCUAAACCUCAGACUAACGGCGUGGCGAAGAAGGCUGCUCCCGCAGCGGAAAAGAAGAGCACCCCGACCUCAGCUCCUUCCAAAAAGCCAGCGGGCACAGCCGGGGCCCCGAUCUCCAAGAGCACCAGUAAAGUGGGUGAGAAGAAAGCUACGGGGCCCGCCCCGGCUACCAACGCUGCAAAGUCAACAACCGGAGCACUGGCAGCCAAAAAGACAACAUCCACAGCUGUUAAUGGUGUGAAACCCAGCACCGCCGCAGCUGCCAAAAAGCCCCCAGCUUCCAGGCCUGGCUCUGCAGCUCCCACCAAGCCUAGCUCCGCCGCCUCAGCCAAAUCUGACAAGCCCCCUGUUGCUAAGACAACCAGACCCACGACGGGCACAUCGGCACCGUCUCGUCCUGCAACUGGAUCGUCUCUGGCAGCCAAAACCUCAGCUACAUCAAGACCUGCGGCCCCAAAAACCAGCGCUGCCAAGCCUCCUACUCCCAAAUCCUCCUCCACCACCCCCUCUGGUGGCAAAGCUCCAGCAUCACAGACUUCCAGGACCACGACCCCCGUGAAAAAAGAUGUCACCAAACCAUCCACUCCAGGAGCCAAGAAGCCCACAGACUCCCCCCUUUCCCGUCCUUCCUCCACAACGAAGUCGGCUAAACCUGAAACGCCUAAAUCAUCUUCGAAAACAGAAACCGCUGCCAAAAAGCCUUCUGCAACUAAGGGUGCAGAGACAAAGACGCCCACCCGCUCCAAAACCCAGGACAGUAGGCCCACACCGUCCAAGGAUGCCUCCAAGACCACUAGCACCAAAACAGCUGCAACCAAGUCCAGCCCCAAGAAGACGGUGGGGAGCAGCACCCCCACCCCUGUGAAGCGCGGCCCCAAACCCAGCACCGCGGCUGAGCCUGCUAAGGAAAUCGCGGCAUCAGUUGCCGCUGCGGCGGCCAUCGCUACUGCGGCAGCGGCCAUCGCUGGACCAGGGGAGGUACCUGUGGAGCCAUCGGUCCCAAUGCUUGAAGCGGUGCAGGAUAAGGUACCAGAGACCUCAGGAGAGCCCGGUCCUAAACCAGAAUCUGUACGUGAGCCCGAACAAGAACUUGUACAGCAGGUAACUGUGCAAUCAGUACGGGAACCGACACCUGAACCCGUCCGGGAACCGACACCUGAACCCCCACGGGAACCGACACCUGAACCCGUCCGGGAACCGACACCUGAACCCCCACGGGAACCGACACCUGAACCCGUCCGGGAACCGACACCUGAACCCCCGCGGGAACCGACACCUGAACCCCCGCGGGAACCGACACCUGAACCCCCGCGGGAACCGACACCUGAACCCAUGCGGGUACCAACACCUGAACCCAUGCGGGUACCAACACCUGAACCCAUGCGGGUACCAACACCUGAACCCAUGCGGGUACCAACCCCAGAAUCACUACGGGAACCAACCCCAGAAUCCUUAAGGGAACCAACACCUGAACCCAUGUGGCAACCAAGCCCAGAACCCUUAAGGGAACUAAGCCCAGAACCCUUAAGGGAACCAAGCCCAGAACCCUUAAGGGAACCAAGCCCAGAAUAUUUAAGGGAACCAAGCCCAGAACCCUUACGGGAACUAAGCCCAGAACCAGUGUGUCGACCAACAGCCGGAUUUCUGCAGGAACCAGAAUACCUGCGAGAACUAACCACGGAAGUGAAGCCGUUCCAUGCAGCAGAACCUGCUCAUGAGCCAAGUUCCCAGCAGUCCUGGGAAACGUCUCCAGAGUCCCCAGCAGAACUUUCUCAGCCCUCCGUAGAUGCCGAACUGGGAGCCGAUCUAGUCCACCACCCCGCCUCCAGGGUACAGAUGUCAUCCCAGAUGGAUUGUUACAGAUUUGAAGAGUCUGGCAACGACUCGGUUCCUUCCCUGGGAACCACCGUCAUGUCUCCGCCCUGCUCCCCCACAGGCCCCGCCUCCCCCGUCAGACAACCACACAAUGCCUCUUAUCUGUUGGAGAUGGAUGUGAAAAGCGACGAGGGGUAUCAAGCACAGGAGACAUGGCAGAAAGAAGAGGAGGAAGAGGAGGAUAAGGAGAACAUGUUUCUGCCAACAGCCGCUCCGAGGGCGUUCGAUGCCGCUGCCCAACCUCACUUUCUGGGGACUUCACCUCUGGAGGAUUUCACCCCUCAAGGCCUGAUUUCCCCUCACGACAAAGAGGAGGCGGUGGAGAAGGCGGACCAGGAGAUCAACGAGGACGUUGACUACGACGAGGAUUACGACGAAGAGGACGAACAGAGGAGGCUGGGCCAUCAGCUGUCCUCCAUGAUCACGGACAUGAGCAUGUCUCAGCCCUCCGACGAGCUGCAGGCCCGGUCCUCGGGCUUCGGGGGCUCGGCCGGGUGGCACGGCGACGACGUGCUCUCCGGGAUGGACUCGGAGGACAUCAGCAGCUGCACCAGCAGCCGGCAGCAGGGCGUGUCGGACGUCAGCAGCACGCAGCACACCGCCAUCCUGGAGGGCACCCAGAGCUCGGACGCCCUGGUGGACUCCAGCCUCCGGGGCUCGGAGGGGGACUGCAACCUCAUGGGCUCCCCCAACGUGGAGACCCUGGCCAACGAGGAGGAGGAUGAGGACGAAGAUGAAGAGCGGGUGGAUGACAUGGACAUGAGCUCGGAGCGAGUGGAGGAGCAUCACAAGGUGUUCCGCGGGGAGGAGCAGGAUGAUGAGGAGGACGAGGAUGUUGAGAUGCACAGCGAGGGAGUGACGGAGGCCUGUGGGAAUGUAGAAGAAGACUUUACUCAGGAGGAGAAUUUAAACCUUAGUCACGCUGGUCCUGCAGCGUUCAUGCCCCCGGCCUCUUCCUGGGGUCAGAGCAACCCCUUCUCCGACCCGUGGGCCCAGACAGCCUCCCUGCUGUCGGGCUCCUCCCCCAGCCCCAUGUCGGACCACGGCGCCGCCGACUCCGAGACGCCCACCCAGCCCCCCGCCCAGGCGCGUUUGGACGGCAGCGCCCCCCCCUUUGCCCCCGAGUCGGAGCACGAGCCGCAGCUCGCUCAGGGCGCGGCCCCCGGAGAUGGCGGCGAGCUGCUGGCCGCCCCAGCCGUGGGCAUGUCCCAGUCCAGCACCCUGAGCGGCACGGCCCUGGCCGCCCACAGCAGCAGCGAGACCAGCACGCCCGAGGAGCUGCGCGACUACGACAGCAGCUCCGGGGUGGAGUCCCACUCGGACAAGCAGCAGACCCCGGUGCCCGCCCCCCUGCAGCCGGACAUGGAGCAGGACCUGGGCAUCCACCUGGAGAAGGGGGACGGAGAGGAGGAGGAGGCGGAGACCCUGCCCGCCGACGAGGUCCUGGGGACGGGACCCCCGACCGCUCCGGCCUCCAAUCCUUCCUCCCCGUCCACUUCGGGCGACGAGGCCAGCGACACGGAGGGCGAGAUGCAGAUCAACGACCCGGAGGCUCCCAUGGUGGUGGAUGACGGUGCCGGAUUCGAGAGCACCACCCCCACCAGCGGCCUGGCGGCUCUGGACGAGGACGAGGAGGUCGGGGACGCUCUCGCCGGAGACUGCGAGGAGGACGGAGGCGGGGCCACGCCCCAGUCGGCCAACUCGGUGGCAUCCUACGGCUUCGACUGCACCAACUCCAACUCCAACGCCCACUCCAUGGCCGAAAGCUGCGGGAAGAGCCCCGGCAUCUUCUCCCUGGAGAACGAGGAGCAGCUUCCAGAGGAGGCCAAAGACCCGUCGCUCAUCAAGGAGCUGACGCUGCCGUCGGCCGCCGCCGCGCAGGCCGAGGACCUGCUGGGCAGCUCCGUGGACCUGAUGCCCCUGGGCCACCCCGAGGACAGCUAUGCCAGCUGGGACGACCACCGCUACCUGCUGGGGGGGAAGCUGGAGGAGGCGGACCCCCUGGGGGCCGGCCACGACUCCCAGGAGGCCGCGGAGAGCCAGCCGGCCUACUACUCCACCAUAUGUGAUAAGACUGAUAGUUUCCUGGAAGGAGACGAGAAGAGCUCUGAAGAGGCCGAAGAUUACACGUGGCAAACCCACUCCCAGGAAGACAACCGGAACCAGAACCAGGCCGCCACCUCUCCCGUAGCCUGCGGCCAUUACCUGGCCUUGGUUCCGGGCAACAGGAGGCCCAUUGAUCCCACUCUGGCCGAGCACUUUGCCACGAUGGCGCCCCCUCUGGCUCUGACGGAGGCCGACGCCGUGCAAUGCAGCCGUCCCACUGAGGAACAGAUGAGGAGGCUGCAGCAGCAUCAGGACCAGCUGAGGGCGGCCCAGCAUCGGCAGGAGCAGGAGAGGCAGAAGAGGCAGUGGCUGGAGGAAGAGCGGCUCAGGCUGGAGCAGCAGAAGCAGCUGGAACAGCAGCGGCGGGAGCUCCUGCAGCUGCAGAUGCAGCAGCAGCAGCAGGAGCAGCGCCACCGCCGGCACGUCCUGCAGUGGCAGCUGGAGCUGGAGCACCAGUACCGGCUGCAGCAGAAACACAUCCAGCAGCAGCAGCAGCAGCUGAGGAGGAGCCCCACCGGAGUCAUGCUGUCCCCGUCAUCCGGGCUCUGCACCAUCUACGAAGCCAUGGAAACCAGCGAGGAGGAGGACGACGAGGUCGGAGGGGAGCGGAACAGGAAUGCACGCUUGGCCCGGAGGAAGAGCCGACCCCCUCUAGACGUGCAGGGCCUCCAGAGGCAGCUGAGGCCCGUACCCCCGCAGGAGCUGCAGUGGAACCAGAAGGUGGACAUGGUCCAGCAGCUCAUCAAUCAGACCCUGAUCCUGUCCGGAGACGGGAGCUGCCCGCCCCUGCUGCUGCUGCCCGUGGGGACGGGGGGCACCCUGAGCCCCUUGGAGAGCAGCAUGUGGCCCCAUCUGCCGGCACAGUUCAGCCCCCCCUCCGCCACCGUCACCUCCGUCAGCAGCUACUCCCCGGACAGCCGGGGCAGCUCCCCCUCCGGGGACUGGACCGUGGUGGAGGUGGAGACCCAGCACUAGACACCACACUGCAAAAACUCAAUCUUACCA